AUGGUGAUUGUGCAAGAUUCUGUUUCAACUAUUGAGGAUGAAGAAUGGACUACUGAAAAUGAAGAUGUGAUGCAGCAGCAAGAGGAAUAUGAUGAGGAUGAAGAUAGUUUUAGAGAAGAGGAGGAAGUGCGUGAUAGGAAUGUUGAGAAUCUUGAGCUGAACCAGAAGUUUGAGGUACGGGAACUUGAGCAAAGAGACUCACCUCAUGUGAUGGACAAUGUAGUCUUAGGUUUCGAUGAGGGUGUUGAAGUUGAAAUACCAAGUGAUGAUGUUGAGAAAAGUAUAAGGCAUCAAGAAAAAUCAUUUGGGAUGAAUGAUGGUUCUGUCAGCAUGGUUGAAGAAAGAGUCAUCAUUGAAAGGUUUCCAUCUGAUGAACAAAAUCUUCUGACUGCAGAGGAUUGUCACGGGACAAGUGCUGAUAGCUCGUCCUUGAAGGUACUGGAUACAUCAGCUUUGCCAGGUUCUGUUGGUGCAACCUGUACAGCAGCAUCAGCUGAUAUCAUAGAUGGUGCUGAUUCCUCAGGUAGCACCUGUCUAGCUCCCCAUCCAACUGUAAUUUCCUCGACAGUUGAUGUUACAGCUGUGACAAGUCAGCCUAUCGUGUCAUCUGUAUCUUCUACUGGAAGUCAGGGUGAUUUACCAAUCAAGCUCCAGUUUGGGCUGUUUUCUGGUCCUUCUUUGAUUCCUUCUCCAGUGCCUGCUAUACAGAUUGGAUCCAUACAGAUGCCCCUUCAUAUCAAUCCUUCUAUUGGUCCAUCCAUUACUCAUAUGCAUCCAUCACAGCCUCCAAUGUUCCAAUUUGGUCAGCUGCGAUAUACUUCUCCUAUCUCGCAGGGAAUUUUGCCAAUGUCUUUUGUUCCGCCUAACAUGCUGGGCCAUCUUAAUCUAAAUCAGGAUGUUUUAAACUCUGGAAAUCACAAGGACGCUCAAGAUGCUUCCACGCAGAACAUAAGCAAGGACGAGACACCAUCUGUUUUAGUGACUGAUCAGCCAAGAUUUGUUUCUGCAUCAUCUGUGCAAUCUAAUGGUGGACUUCUCUUGAGUGUAAAUACAGUUUCAAAUGCAGGCAAUCAUGAUGAGAAUUCUGCCGUCCAUACAUCUACUUCUGGGGCCUCUGGGCCCUGUGACGGAAAAUUUAUGUCAAACUCAAGUCCACAUGCUGAAGAGAAAGGGCAGCUUCGUGCUGCUUCAAGGAACUAUCCACCACCAUCGAAGGCAAGGGGAUCUGACAGACAGUCCCAUCAUGCACAUCCAAUGUCGCAGUAGUCUGCUAAUGUUGACAGGAAUUAUGGCGUAAGAGGGGCAGGGGGAGAAGAUUUGCUUAUGCAGUUAAAAGUUCUAACACAAGGUCAUUGGUCCAGGAUCAUGAUAUGCUUGCAGAUUCAAAUGGGUUUCACAGGAGACCUCGAAGAUCCGUCCAACGAACUGAAUUCCGGAUUUGUGAAAACAAUGACAGAAGACCAGCACCUGCAGCGGCUUCUUCUAGUGCUUUCACUAGAAGUGGGGCCAAGAGGGGUAGCAUGUCUAAUAGAACUAUGAAGCACACUGAGUCCUUGGCAUCUGGAAGGACGAUAUCUUCGGAGGUUGAUAGGGAAGCAAAAGUAGUGGGGAAAGAUUAUUCGAGUAGGAGUCAGAAUAUCUCGAACCCUGGUGAAGCAAAUCUGCGGAGAAAUGCUUCUGAGGAGGAUGUUGAUGCUCCAUUACAAAGUGGUGUUGUACGUGUUUUUAAACAACCUGGCAUCGAAGCCCCUAGUGAUGAGGACGAUUUCAUUGAAGUCAGAUCCAAAAGGGAAAUGCUAUAUGAUCGGCGUGAACAAAGGGAAAAGGAGAUAAAAGCAAAAUCAUGGACCACCAAGCCACCACGUAAACCACGCCACUCCAGAAAAAAGGAUGUAAGAAGCAAUAAUAUAUACCCAGUACCAUUGGGCAUUGAAGGAACAGCUGAUCCUCAAUUGGCCCUUUCUGUAUCUGGAGGAUCAACCGCAUUUUCUUCUCCAGCUUCCCAGUCUCCAAUUGGCAUUCCUCCUGUUAAUUCUGAAGCACAUACUAACAAGCCUUCACAAUCCGAUUCUGUAUCUGUCGUCUCUAACAGUGGAAAAGAAUGUGAACCUGGCCUUUUUGACAGCAAAAAUAUGGUAUAUGAUCAUACUGGAUCACCCUAGAAAUUGGUCUUUUUGACAGCAAAUAAAAUAAAAAUUAUGACCAUGGUAUGUGCUAGUGAUUUAUGGUUCUUAUACUCCUAAGAGGCAGUGGUAUUUCCAGUUCAUCUGACACCCUAUG
Messenger RNA from Salvia splendens (bonfire salvia), 2280 nucleotides. RefSeq lists its product as uncharacterized. The transcript is spliced from 3 exons. The record is from RefSeq and is a predicted model, not a curated record. Bases 1 to 1266 code for a protein of 421 amino acids. Lineage: Eukaryota; Viridiplantae; Streptophyta; Magnoliopsida; Lamiales; Lamiaceae.